GGGCAAAAUGGCCGAGGUGGAUAUCGGUGAGCACUGUCAGGUUGAAACCUGUAGCCAGAAAGAUUUUCUGCCAUUUGUGUGCGAUGCAUGUUCAGGCGUUUUUUGCGUGGAGCACAGGAGCCGCGGGUCUCAUUCUUGUACGGAGGUACCGGCAGCGCUGGACGCCUUUCACGAUUCCAGGGGGCAGCGUUGCAGGCAGCCAGUGUCCCGCGGUUAUGUCCCGUCUCUAUUGACAUGACACCCAUUAGUGUGCCCAGGUUGACCUCUUGCGAUAAUAUUUUUCAGUUGUUCCCCAAUCCACAUCCGAUCAGGCUGACCUUACAGAGUAGUACUGGAUAUGUUUUUGGACGGGGGAGUAGGCGGAAUACAUCCAGAAUAUGCAACCUAAACACAGGCAGAGACUCGAACCCUGUCUACAGGGGUGUGAGACUGUAGUCUACCCUGUGCCGCCCCUACUCCACCACUAAACAACAUAGGUUGUAUUACUCUGUUUCAAAUCUGUUUUGGAUCAUUUAGCCAAUAAUUAAUAACAUCCACCUGUCGUCCCUAUUGUUCAGUACACGAUUGUGAUGUUAUUCGUGACCAGUCUCCAUAAUAAUACAUUACUUUAGCACAUGACCGUAUUAUUUUCCUAUAUGUUGCCUGUAUCAUUGUUAUUGCAAAAACACCUCAGAGCAGUCUUUAAACACAAAAUUAUUGAUUCAGAUUUAAAUGAGCAAAUCCAUCAUAAUUCUCUCAUAAAAGAAACAGCAGCGCCCCCCAGGGUUCAGCCGUUCAGGUGGCUCUUUUUUCUCCUCUUUGUUCAGAUCCCAGCAGUGAAGGAGGCGCCCCCUUCUGGUGGCAGUAUAUCCUACCAUUGUGAUUUCGCAAACUGCAGUGGGAAGGAGCUAGUGCCGGUUGUGUGUGCACACUGUCAGAAGCACUUUUGCCUUGCGCAUCGACAUCAAGAUGACCACAAAUGUGUGAGGCUAGAAACAUCUGGGCCACGUAUGGCAGCUACCCAGGAACUUGUGAAAAAAAUUGUAGAGUCAAAGGCAGCAUCGUCCACCAGCAAAGGACGGAAGGGCGCGAAGAACAGCGCCACGGCGGCCAAGGUGGCACUCAUGAAGCUGAAGCUCCAUGCUGUUGGGGACAAGGGGCUGCCACAGACAGAAAGAACGUACUUCCAAGUCUUUCUGCCCAAAGGCUCCAGGGAGACCAGCUCACCCAUGUUCUUCUGCUCUAAGUGGACCGUGGGGAGAGUGGUGGACUUUGCAGCCUUGCAAGCAGGCCUGAAGAACAACAACAACGUGGUGGCAGCCAAGGUGAUACACGACUAUCCUGGUUUCAGGUCGCCUUCUCCCGGUCUGUGUGCAGAGCCUUAAGUUAAUGGAACCACGCCCACUGGGUUCUCUCACUCAUAUGCACUAAUUUAAUGGAACCACGCCCACUGGGUUCUCUCACUCAUAUGCACAUAAAGGCACAUCUACAAGCAAAGAUGUCAGAGUACAGCGAUAGCUCGGUGAGUUAGGAUGCCGUCCCUCAUCAGAAUGUUCCCACAGGGAUGCUGGCUCACAUUGACUCCAUUGGCUUCCACGGUCGCGUUCAGUUGGGUGUGUGUUGAACAGCUUGUUCCAGAUAGGCGUGCAGAAACCAGCUGACAUGAUGUUUGACUUUAUUUGACAUUGACCAGGUCUGCCCGUUUCCAGAACGUAGCAGAUGCCACCGAUGGUUUGUACCCUCCUUGCAUGUAUCAUGUCACUUUCAUCUGAAUUCGUCCUGCCU
This is a messenger RNA of Paramormyrops kingsleyae, 1764 nucleotides long. Lineage: Eukaryota; Metazoa; Chordata; Actinopteri; Osteoglossiformes; Mormyridae. The record is from RefSeq and is a predicted model, not a curated record.